Syngnathoides biaculeatus (alligator pipefish) is the source of this 3051-nucleotide messenger RNA. It is a transcript of the gene rangap1b, whose product is annotated as Ran GTPase activating protein 1b. Gene Ontology annotation, cellular component: perinuclear region of cytoplasm; nucleus; cytosol. Bases 506 to 2218 code for a protein of 570 amino acids. Gene Ontology annotation, biological process: nucleocytoplasmic transport; signal transduction; activation of GTPase activity. Lineage: Eukaryota; Metazoa; Chordata; Actinopteri; Syngnathiformes; Syngnathidae. The transcript is spliced from 16 exons. The record is from RefSeq and is a predicted model, not a curated record. Gene Ontology annotation, molecular function: small GTPase binding; GTPase activator activity.
AGAAUGGCAAAAGUGACAUAAUUUGUCCUCAUUGAUUCUAUUUUCUAUGUUGCAAUUUUACUUGGACAAGGCACAACUGACGUCUCUUUGUCGUAGUUCGACUAGUCACAAUUACAGAUAUCUCGAAUGAAAAUCUGAACUAUUCAAAAUGUAGUUCUGACUGUCAGUAAGACGUUGUUUAUAUCUACAAUGCUAAAUCUGAUCGUUAAACGUGGCUUAAAAGCAUCGUUUUAGGACCACCUGAAAGUGCGUGUGACGUCAUGGUGAAACUUUUUCUAUUUAACACACUUGACAAAAUACGGUUGUGUAAAUAGGAAUUCAUUCCAUGUAUAUAGCAGUGAACGUGGCAAAAUUUAACAUUUCAAAUGAAUUAAGUUGCGUCAGCGUCUCAGGCUAGUGUGACGUAAGCCAGCCCAGAGUAAACCCGGAAGGUGUGACGUCAUCCUCCGAACAAACGGCGUGUUUCUUCGCGAUCAAUUGCGUGGAAUUCGCUCUCGGCGACCUCAUGGCUUCAGAUGACAUUGCCCAGCUGGUUCAUGCGCUUUCAAAGACGCAUUUAGGGGAUGGAGAGCUAAGCUAUAAAGGCUUGGGACUGAAGCUGGACAAGGCAGAGUCAGUGGAACGACUGGUGCAGGAGAUAGAACAGUACCAGGAUUUGAGAGCUUUGCGCUUGGAGGGUAACACCUUGGGUGUGGACGCAGCCAGAGCCAUUGCCAAGGUGCUGGAAACCAAACAACAGCUCCAGAGAUGUUACUGGAGUGAUCUUUUCACUGGAAGACUGCGCUCUGAAAUCCCAAUGGCCCUGAAAUCAUUGGGGAGUGGAUUAAUGACCGCCGGGGCCCGUCUGACGGUGCUGGACUUAAGCGACAACGCUUUCGGUCCAGAUGGUGUAAAGGGGAUCGACCAGCUGCUGAGAAACACCGCCUGCCACACCCUGAGGGAACUGAGGCUGAAUAACUGUGGAAUGGGAAUCGGAGGCGGAAAGAUCUUAGCUGAAGCACUGACUGAGUGUCAUAGACAGUCAUCAGCUGAGAGAACGCCACUCACACUGAGAGUAUUUGUUGCUGGGAGGAACCGCUUGGAAAACGAAGGAGCCACUGCCUUGGCCAAGGCCUUUCAGUUGAUGGGCAGCCUAGAGGAGGUCCACAUGCCCCAGAACGGGAUCAACCAUGCAGGGGUGACAGCUUUAGCUUCAGCGCUGCGGCACAACAAAGAUCUCCGCGUGCUCGACCUCAACGACAACAUCUUCACAAAGAGGGGAACGCUGGCUAUGGCUCAAGCUUUGGGACACUUGAGGAAUGUCCAAGUGAUCAACUUUGGUGAUUGCCUGGUCCGUUGCGAAGGUGCCAUCGCCCUGGCAGCAGUCCUCAGAGAAGGGUUGCCGGUCCUCAAAGAGCUGAAUUUGUCAUUCGGUGAGAUUACAGAGGCGGCAGCCCUGGUGGUGGCUCAGGCGCUUGUGGACAAGCCUCACAUGGAGAAAGUGGAUCUGAAUGGGAACUGCCUGGGCGAGGAGGGUUGUGAGGCCCUCAGGGAAGCUAUGGAGGCCCAAGACAAAGCAGACAUGCUGGGCUCACUUAGUGACGACGAGGGAGAACCUGAUGAAGAGGAUGAUGAUGAUGACGAGGGAGAACAUGAAAAUGACGAUGACGCGAGUAUCGGAUAUGACGCUUGCAAUGAGGAGGAGUUUGUGAAAGAAAAUGGAAUGACGGCAAAUGAAGAGAGUCCUUCUAAAUCCCAGUGUCCUGAGGUCUUAUCUUUCCUUCAAUGCCCGUCUGCCGAGAAGCUUCUCCAGCUGGGAGAAAUGAGGAGACAUCUGCUACCAGAGGUGAAUAUUUUGUAUCCACACAAGGCUGUCGAUGUCCUUCUCAAAGUGGCUUCUUUGUACAGCGAGGAACCAGUGGCAAAGACGACAGUCUUGGAAACCUUCGACAUGCUGUUGAGGAAGCUUCUCUCCAGUUCAACUCUCCAGGCUUACAUCACCUUCUCCACACUGCUAGUCCACAUAGGAGUCCUUAAGGGAGAAGGGAAGAGGAAAAAGGUGCCGCUAGUACCGGGCCACUUGUUGUGUUUGGAGCAUGCAGUCCAGCAGGACUACUUAGCCCAGCACUACGCUUCACUGGUUCACACCAUCCUGUCCAAGAACCUCGAGGCUCUCAAGUCAUGCAGCAGCAGUGUGGAGAGGUUAAAUUCCGCACUUGAGAAGCGAUGCCUUGACUAACCCCGAUUAACCACCAUCCAGAUACACACUGGGAUAGAUUUCCUCCAAAACAAACGCUUCUACAACCACUGUUUGCCACUCAUUUGUACAUUUCUAAGGCUGUCCAGCAUCUCCUCAUUUUAAUGUUUUAUUUUUUCUACAAUUUAUAUUUUUAUAGAAAAUACAAAGAUAACAAAACAGAGAUGGAGUUGUUGGGGCGAGAUGGAAGUUUACAGUAAACUGGCAGCUUUUUGUUCUGUUUUGGAAGCAUGCACUUUUAUACCAAUUCAAAAAGGGAUUUGUCUCAUUCAUUCAGGCAUAUCUUAUGCUGAAUGCACUAGAAUUGUACAAUGAAAACUGGUCUUUAUUCUUUUGGUGUCUACUGUUUGAAAAAAUUAAAGGACCAAUUUGCACUGCAAGUCGCAAUGCUCAGUUGCAAUAAAAUGUCAAUAUUAAUACUUUACCGCAUCCAUUGACAAUUGGUUUACAAUCUGAACAUAAAUGGACUUCAUGUGGGUGGGUUUCAAUUCACGCAGUCAUAAUAACGCUCACAAAAUAUACAGAAGUGCGUCACUUGAUCCAGCCCUAAAGAAAACAAUGACACUGUUCAAAUGCAUUUAGAUUUUUCUCCUUGCUCAUUCAAUGUUUGAAGCUGUUGACCGGACACCAUGACGACAUUUUGUCAUUCAUCAUCAAGCUUAAUGAGAAAAAGUCACAUGAUCCUCUUUGACUCUCGUGUGCAAUUCCAUAGUUACCUCAUACAUUAUUAUAUGUAUUACAUAUUUGAGCAUUCAAAGUUAACACUAAUAGCUUUGACAGUAAUGCAUCUUGAGUUUACUGAAUUUUUACAAAUA